ACCCCCAUCGGCCUCCGCCAGAGGGAGAAGAGGGACGAGACGGGAAAGCGCUCCAUCUGUACCACAGUCCACCUUCCAGAAGGAGGCCACCUCCUGGAAAUUGACAGAGAGUAUGGCAUUGACGGAUCCAUGUCCAAGAGGAUUGCCGAGGUGGAUCCCGUCGACAACUUUCCAAGGGUAUUCUUAACAUCACUGAAGUAUCCUGAACGUUACAAGAAAGAAGACUAUUGCGGCUUCAUGCCCUACACCCCAAAGGUAGCAGCUGCGAGGGUCCGGAUCUAAGGGGAUGGGAGAUCCCCCUCCUACCCCUCUCCAAUCCCCCUCACCAAUCCCCAUUUUCUCCCCCUCCCCCUAAUUCACACGUGAUCAGAGAAAAUUUGCCCUCAUUAUUUUUAGUCAAACAUGUUCAGCAGUGAAUUGGCUCCUCCUUGGUGAUGCGAAUGUAAAGCUUUUAUAUAUAUUUAUGCCUUUAAUUUAGACAACUAAGAACUUUAUUCUUAUAGUUACGCAGUUGUUAAUCAUAAGGUAAAAUUAAAAAAAAAUCUAUGUGUAUAGGCUUAGAUAUUGCGACUGGACAAACGGAAACAUUGCAAGGGCAGGACUGCUUCUUAACAUGGAGGUAAUGCUAAUGAAAAGAAAUCAAUUAUUGUACUUGAAGUAAUAAAAGAAAGGGCUGAAGAUCUUAAGCUGUGUCCUUCGGACAUUUCCCAAAAGGCGACAUGACCUCAUGAAUCCAAGGCGGGAGUGUCCAAAGGUCACACGUGACCUUAACUUCCGUCCCUUGCAAUGUCUCCAAUCUUUCGUGUCGGUUCAUAUCUUUAAUCUUAGAAUUCUAAUUGUAGGUUUCUCGUUCUAUUUAUUUACUUUUUUCUGGUUUCUACUGAUGCUUCAUUGCGCUAUUCAUUAACUGAAAGAACACCCUAACGCUUCUUCUUGACUAUGUGUAGUGCUAAUUCUCGUACUGGAUAUCUUUUAACCAUGAUCUCAGUGACUAGCCGUUGAAUGCUUCGACGUCCAACAAACGGAUAACAUUUUUUUAUAUAUAACACAUUUUAUUUAUCUUAACGUUUUACUCUUUCGUUUCGCUUUUUUAUUUUCACUUUUUUCGUCUGUGCUUUCACUGGCCCCUUCGGCAACUUCACACGUUCUUGCUGACAUUCUCGCGUGUUGCUUCUCUCCCCAGUAAUACCAGUUGUUUAAUUAAGAGUGAGCUUGCAUACUACGCCUUCAAUUUCAAGUAGUAACUGAAUGGAAAUCUUCGGUGCUACCAAUCUACUCGAAUGCUGCUAUUGAUGGCUCUGUCGACAUUCAUUUCUUGAAUUUAUUGCGAAGAGACUGUGCUUUGAAAUCUUGAUUUCGCCAUGACAAUGAUCCCAGAGUUGUGUGCACAGUUUUCAUUACUACGUAUCCUCCUUCUCAGUAGACUGCAUCCUUUCCUGUUCAAGUAGAUCAAAUGUUUCGAUCCCCCAUAAUAGUUCAUGUCGUACCUUUAGCUUUCCAGUAGUAAUGCUGAUUCUACCCUAAAGUAGUAGCCUAUCUCUCCUCCCCAAAUUCCCCCUGGGUGUGUUUGGAGCGGCCUCGGACCACCAUCCCAAGGGUGAUGCUAUGUGUCGGACUAUGGGAAUCGACAUGGCUGGCCUCUUGGCUCCUCACAGCCUUGAGACCCAGAACAUGGCACCAUCCGCGCUGGCAGCGACCAGACCACUUCCACCCCCAAGGGGCACUUCCCCACAGCCCAGUGCCAUCGCAGACUUCUUCGAGCCCCGCCCAUUAUCCAACCCAUCGGACUUUGAACGAGCUGCCGAUGACAUUAUUGCUAACUUCCGUGCCAGGCACGGCGUUGGUCUAGAUUCCAGGGAAGCCGUACAGCGAUUGGACGACACCUAUGGCAAAUACUCCAGCAGCUUGAGGCGAGAGGCUUCAGUCUCGUCAGCAGCUGCCACAGCCGGUGACACGAAGGCCGCGUUGACUUCGGCUCGUACUACCACUCUUAGCGCCCGCGAAUCAACCGCCACAGCGGAGGAAGAAACGGCGCAGACCUCCAGCUCUUCGCGGUUGCCUAACUUAUACCUGUCCUGGGGUUACAUGGGAGGAAAAGGAGUUCGGCCCCACUUUGCUUCUGCCAUGGGUUAGGAGGCGCAGGUAAGGAGGAUGCUGAGGAACGCCGUUGCUGACUUCUAAAUUGACGACCGCCUGAACAGGAAAAACCGAUGAAACCUCGAAAGAACAAAGCGAUAAGUCAAAUCUCCAUAUACCAGCCAUUCCAUCCACGCACGCUUUUGCCAUCCCGUGUUCAAGCGAUGGACUCCAGGCAGAAGGAAACGACGGAAACAACACCAGUGACCUGAAGCCAUCCACACUAGAGAAAAUCAAAGAUAAUUCAAAGCUAAAGAGGGGCGAACAUCUCAAAGAAAACGGACAUAGAAAACGAUAAAGGAAAAGGACUAGGCCUAUAAAUAUAUGGGAUCGAGUGUGAAAAAAUACUAUCAACACGUAUGAAAUAUACAAAUAACCCUCUUGUGUUCAGAUGGGACAUUUCCUCUUUUUGUUAUGAUUAAAAAAAAACUGCAAAGUGGCGAUUCCUCCUCUCGAUGGAGAUUUCAAAGAUGAAAAUAUGAAAAUGAUCCCUGAAGUUCAACGUAGACGAGAGACAGAAUAAUGGUGGAGAAUCAAAUCCAAGGCGUCCUUAGAAUAAAACCAACAACAGAUCGAUUUUUCUUCAUAGACGUAACAAAAACAUGGAAACCGGAAAUUCUACUUUUGCUGCACUAGGGUGUUGGCCCUGUUCCCGAAAAUACUCAUUCGGAUAGGAGCAUAUCGCCUGAGGUCACCAGCUUCAUCCAAAGCCAACAUGGCUUCCAGCUUUGUUACCUUUAUAAGAAAAAGUAAACAACAGUUUUCUAUCCAAGACAAGUAGCGAGUCUUGUCGACUUAAGGGAUUGUGUUUGUGUCCUAUCUCUUCUUACUUCUAACAUUGGAAUUUCUUAUUUUCAUUGAGUACCCCCCAGAAAUUGUUUUCUUUUGAUGUAUGUUGUUCUUAUUUAUGGUAUGAUCAUUUAUAUCUAUCUACGUGCAUUUUGUAUAUAAUAUUGGCAACCAGUUGCCUAACCAAAGGCUUCGGGUUUAACAAAAGCACUCUAGAGGAGCCAGGGUCCUUUUGGACUUCAGUUGGUGAGAACUCAACCCAGUUGGCUCUCGAAAAUUACCUUUGUUUUCAUGGAAGAAUUUUAGAUGUUGACGUAAAUUACUGUCACAAAAUGUUUUAGGAGUUACGCUGUAUUGUUUCUUCACUGCGAAUAAAUAAUACAGAUA
Molecule: messenger RNA, 3312 nt
Organism: Macrobrachium nipponense
Lineage: Eukaryota; Metazoa; Arthropoda; Malacostraca; Decapoda; Palaemonidae
Exons: 8
Coding region: 1606-2133 (175 amino acids)
Source: RefSeq, a predicted model, not a curated record